UCACUUCCGGGAGAAGAAGGUGACAGCUGGUCUUCCACAUGUUAAUCCAGUCAGCUUGAGCAAGAAGUAGCAGGUACUUCACGUCACGAUAACAUGGGCUUGCUGUCCAUCCUGCGGAGGCUGAAGCAGCCUCAGGACCAGGAGGUGCAUUUACUGCUGCUGGGUUUGGACAACGCCGGCAAGACCACUCUGCUCAAACAGCUGGCGGCGGAAGACAUCAGUCACAUCACACCCACACAAGGCUUCAACAUCAAGAGCGUUCAGUCGUCGGGCUUCAAGUUGAACGUGUGGGACAUCGGAGGACAGCGUAAGAUCCGCCCCUACUGGAAGAACUACUUUGAGAACACAGAUGUGCUGAUCUACGUGAUUGACAGCUCGGACAACAAGCGAUUUGAAGAGACGAGUCUGGAGCUGUCUGAGUUAUUGGAAGCAGAUGAGCUGGCCGCCGUGCCGCUGCUCGUCUUUGCCAACAAGCAGGACUUGAUGACAGCCAUAUCAGCCUCUGACCUGGCGGAGAGCCUCAACCUGCACACCGUUCGAGACCGAAUGUGGCAAGUCCAGGCCUGCUCAGCCAUCACCGCUGAGGGAGUGCAAGAUGGCAUGAGCUGGGUUUGCAGGAAUAUAAAGUUUCGGAAGAAAUAAAUCCCUGAAGAUCUGCUGGAUCACAUUUUAGUCCACUUACUUCAUAUCACAAUAGUCAGAGUGACAUCAUCUCUGAAAUUAAUCUAAAAACAUAUCGACUGUCUUGUAUAUAAUGUAAAUAUUACCCUACUUUAACUGUAUAUAAUGUUAAAAAGCAAAGAAAUGAUGACAACUGACAAUAAAUACAUGA
Messenger RNA from Dunckerocampus dactyliophorus (ringed pipefish), 832 nucleotides. Its product is annotated as ADP-ribosylation factor-like protein 3. The record is from RefSeq and is a predicted model, not a curated record. Gene Ontology annotation, molecular function: GTPase activity; GTP binding. The transcript is spliced from 6 exons. Gene Ontology annotation, biological process: cilium assembly. NCBI's taxonomy places the organism in Eukaryota, Metazoa, Chordata, Actinopteri, Syngnathiformes, Syngnathidae. Gene Ontology annotation, cellular component: cytoplasm; microtubule cytoskeleton. Bases 94 to 642 code for a protein of 182 amino acids.